AUGAGUCAUUCUGUCAAUCACAUGACCCGUGGAGGCCAAGUCUGGGCGCACCAGAUUCGCAUGGCCCUUCAAGUCCUUAAAAACACUUUUUUGAUUUCUCUUGUUCUCAGUUUUGGCGGGCUGCUCUUUAGGCUUUUUAAGAUCAUCACCUUGGAAACAGUGUAUCUGGUUUUUAUGGCUUGGUGGGCUGAAACCAAGAUGACAUUUGCUACGCUCAUGAAAGGAGGAAUCACAGAGAUUACUUUUUGGCAUGCAGGACAGUGGCAGACUUGGAAAGCGAUUUCUUUUCUACGUCACCCUUUUGUUCAAGAAGCCCAAAAUCUCACUCAACUGGCUUUUGCUAAAGCUUUGUCUUCAGAAUCACUUCCUUUCUUGCUGUGGAGCUUUAUAGGCUCCUUCUUCUUCGUGGGAACCUACUUUUAUGUGAUGGGUCGAUCUGUUCGUCAAAAGAAGCAUGUGCGGGGUUUAAAAAUUGUCUCCCUUAAACAACUGAAACGUCUCAUGAAACAACGCAAAUUAAAAAGUGUACUGCAUUUAGAUGGUGUGCCAUUAGUGAAAGAUUGUGAAACAUCCCAUAUGUUGAUUGCGGGUACCACAGGGUCAGGAAAGACCAAUGCACUCAAUCAUCUUCUUCCCAAGAUUCGACACCAAAAAGCGGUUAUUGUAGAUCUCACUGGAGAGCUGACGAAACGAUACUUUGAUGCGACACGAGAUGUGGUGUUAUCGCCUUCUCAUCCAGAAACGUCUUUUUGGAAUCCGUGGUUGGACGCUAAAAACGCUUUUGAAUUUAGAGCCUUUGCAAGCGCCUUUGUAGGUGAAGGAUCCAAACACGACCCUUUCUGGGCCGAUGCGGCUAAAGAGUGCCUCGCCGCCGCUCUAGAAAAACUGUCUGACAUCCAAUCUCUUCCCACCUUGAUUGAAAUCCUCACCAAAACCAAUCUUAAAACCUUUUAUCGUUUUUUUGAAGGAACGUCGGCAGCAGCGUAUGCAGAUCCGAAAGGAGAGCGCACGACGGUUUCCAUUCGAUCCACCUUGUCGUCGCGCAUUCAAAGCUUAGAUAUUCUUCAACAUCAACAACAAGGGGACUUCUCCUUACGCUCCUGGAUUCAACAAGACUCUCUAGAGGGAGGCACACCAGGGUAUGAUAAUCCUGGAUGGCUGUUUCUGACGACCAAGCCCGAUGAACGAGAUGUCUUGUGUCCGUUGAUUUCUGCACAACUGGGGGUGACUCUUAAAGGGUUGAUGCAGAUGGCGCCUAAUUCAGAGCGACGCUGUUGGUUUAUUAUUGAUGAGCUUCCUGCCUUAAAUAAAACCCCUGCGCUUCUCACCACCGCCACCGAAGGACGCAAGUACGGGGCUUGUUUGGUGGCAGGAAUUCAAGAUAUGGCCCAGCUUAAAUCCAAGUAUGGCCAUGAUGAAGCGGCAACCCUUUUAAAUCAGAUGAACACCAAGGUCUUCUUCCGAUUUACAGAUCCUCAAAACGCUUUGAUGAUUUCUAAAAUGCUGGGAGAAAAGGAGGAAAAGUCCGUUAAAGAAAAUAUCUCUUAUGGGGCCAAUACAAUCCGGGAUGGGGUGAGCCUUAAUGAAGCCACUUCUAAAGAACCUCUUGUCAUGCCCACAGAAAUCGCCGCAUUAAAAAACCUGGAGUGCUUCAUUCGACUUCCUGAAGAUCUUCCUAUCGUCAAGCAUCAGAUGCGUUUUAAAGUACUUGAAGAAAAGGAUUCUAACUAUGCCCAGUAA
This is a messenger RNA of Stylophora pistillata, 1740 nucleotides long. RefSeq names its product coupling protein TraD-like. The record is from RefSeq and is a predicted model, not a curated record. Lineage: Eukaryota; Metazoa; Cnidaria; Anthozoa; Scleractinia; Pocilloporidae.